Messenger RNA from Leptosia nina, 378 nucleotides. The record is from the annotation of a GenBank genome assembly. NCBI's taxonomy places the organism in Eukaryota, Metazoa, Arthropoda, Insecta, Lepidoptera, Pieridae.
AUGGCGAAGACUUGUAUCCACGAUAGCCGAAGUGUUUGCGCAACAUCUGCUGACGGCUGCACUCGAAGAAGCUUUCUGGAUCAGUGCGAUAUGUAUGAAUACAACUGCGAUUAUAAUACACAAUUCGCUGAAACAGAAUGUCUGGAAGUUAAAAAUCAGAUACCUCUAAACGGUGAAGUAAAUGACUCAGACUCGAUUGACAAAAUUGAAUUACUGAGCGAUCCAGAAGAGAAGCUAAAGUUAGAUUUGAAAAUCACUACAUCUAAACAUGGAGAUAAUGUUCUAACCCUAUUCGGCCAACAUUGUGGAAGACCUAGCACUUGGGCAACGACCAGAAAAGGUGAAACGCGAGACUUCUUUAGAAUAUUAAAAGAUUAA